Messenger RNA from Anolis carolinensis (green anole), 7862 nucleotides. RefSeq names its product telomerase associated protein 1 (gene tep1). The transcript is spliced from 55 exons. Gene Ontology annotation, molecular function: protein binding; telomerase activity; telomerase RNA binding. The record is from RefSeq and is a predicted model, not a curated record. Lineage: Eukaryota; Metazoa; Chordata; Lepidosauria; Squamata; Anolidae. Bases 98 to 7690 code for a protein of 2530 amino acids. Gene Ontology annotation, biological process: telomere maintenance via recombination. Gene Ontology annotation, cellular component: telomerase holoenzyme complex.
CGCUUCUGGUCCCGUUUCCUCUAUCCUCCAAGAUCUGGAGGAAUCCCGCAGUCGACUCUUAUGUCCCAUUACUCCCACGGCCUCAUGGACGAUCACAAUGCAAACUCCCAGCUCCUGGAACAAGAUGAAGCCAGGACCAGCACAGAUAGCACCAUGUGCUGGUGCCAAGAAACCUCUGCCUUAUUCUCCUUUCUCUGAAUCUAACCCACGGUGGUUGGAGAACCCCUUCCUGAAGCAACCAAUUUCUACCCCCUUGGUUCUCCAGGGGCUGGAGGAAUCCAGAGCUCGCCUGUUGCGACCUAUUGCUGUCUCUGCCCCCAAACUGGCUUCUGUGGAGCCUUCAGAAAUGCAAGUCCGCUUCCAAAUGGAUCCUCAGCACAAUCUCUUCAUCCAGACGUGCCCAGAGUGGCAACCAGCCUACGGAGCUGAGGAUAAUACUCUGGAAGUGGAGCCACUGCAGCAUCAACAAGAUGGAGAUGAAAUGGACUUUGAUGGAGCGAUGCCAGAGUAUGUUCUGACAAUCCCAGAAGACAAGUUGAAGGUGCAGCCAGAUGAGAGUGAGCUGUCUAGAGAAGAAUUAUCAUUGGAGAUUGAAGAUCAGGAUGUGAAAGAACAAAAGCUGAUGCUGUUGAGCUUGGCCUGCUGCUCACUGGUGGAAGGAGCAAAGUUCGGGAACCCUCCUGGAGAGCUGCAGCAAGCAUUGACGCAAGUUUGCAAAAGUCUCGCAGAACACGACCCUGAAUUCAUCCUUAAGGUUGCCUUGUACACCCGCCAAGAGCUGAAUAUCCGCAGCACCGCCAACUUCCUCCUGGCUCUGUCUUCUCGCAUUCUGCCCUGCCGCCCUCACCUCCGGCGCUAUUUCUGCCACACAAUGCAGCUGCCAUCCGACUGGAUGGAGGUGGCCAGGAUCCACCAGAGCCUUGCCGGGGGAGGCGAAAAGGUGGCUUCCAUGCCAUCCUGCCUUCGUGCUUCGAUGGCAGAUAAAUUUCGACAGUUUGAUGCCUACCAACUGGCCAAAUAUAACUCCCGCAAAAGUAGAGGGAAAAAACGUUGUCGGAGGAAGGUCAAGCAAGAACUAGAAGAAUAUCCUGAGGAAGUAUUGGAAAAAUUCUCGGUGACUUCAGUGAAACUGAAAGACCUCCAAAGAGUUUUUCGACAGAACAUGUAUUCCAGAAAGGAGCAUCCAGCGCCACCAAAAGAUCCCUUCUCCCUCAAGGCUUUGAUCCAGCGCCUUCACAUCUCUGAACCAGCUCAGCAUGUGAUGAGUCUCCUGGGAAGGAAGUACCCUUCGGAUUUGCAAGCCUUCUCCCGAAGUCGCCUUCCAGGACCCUGGGACUCCCGCCUUGCCGGCACUCGCAUGAAAUUGGAAAAACCCCAAACUUGGGAUCGAGAGUUGAGCGAAAAGGGAAACCAAGCCUAUGUCUGGGAAAAGCUGAUUGAUGCUGGGAAGCUACCUUUCAUGGCCAUGUUGAGAAACCUACGCAGUAUUAUUAAGUCUGGAGUAAGCGAGAAACACCACGAACGUCUUUUGAAGCGCCUGGAAGGCAAAGAUUCUGUGAUCCGCAGCAAACAGCUCCCAUUUCGCUUCCUGGCAGCCUACAAGGUCAUUUGGGGGCUGAAGAAAGACAUCAAAGAAAGCGAAAAGAGAUUCCCAUCAAUUCCUAAGAUCAUUCAAAUGAUCCUGAAAGAAUUUGGUUCCAGGGUCUCCACAAAAUCUUCUCACUUUUGGAGCGCAUGCGACCAGCGUGCGUGCAUGCAUAUCCCAGUGGUCAAGCGCUUGGUGACAAUCAAGAUUAAAAAACUGCGCAAGGCCAGAUGUAUUCUCUACAGCCAAGAUACCCUAGAGCGCUACUGCCAGGCUCUGGAGACCGCGAUCCGUAUCUCUGUCCGCCAUAACUUGCCCCCGAUUCCUGGACGCACCCUCAUCCUGAUUUCAUGUGCCCGUGAGAUGUACAGCUAUUACAUGAGAGCCAAGGAGCUCUGCUUCCCAGGUUCAGGACAGGAGGAUGUCGACACAAGGAGCCGCAAUCCGCCCAUAAAACGGGAGGUGGCCAUGUUGUUGGGCUCCAUGGUGUACUCUGCUGCUGAAAAGGCCCAGGUCUUCCUUUGUGACCAGUGCAAUAUCUUGGAGCCUGUUCCCCUGACAGGGUCUGUGCUGAAGGAUGUGCAAACACUAAAAAGUCUGAAUAUACGUUCCUAUGGUGAGAAGAAGCGUACAGUCAGCGACAUUGUCACAGACCUCCUCAUUCGGCGACAACAUGUGGAUACGAUCCUCUUGCUCAGCAAUCAACCCGAGAAGAUUCGUGGCUCUUGCUUGUGGCUUUAUCGCAACAGAGUGUCUCCAGGCUGCCUCUUUGUGAAUGUCUGUGCUGAAGCCGUGAAAUCAAGGACGUUCAAUAAUAGAAAUGAGGUCGUGAUGGGUGGAUUCAAUGAACAAGUCCUCAGGUUCAUGGCAGAAUGUGGUGACUCCCGAUUCCUCGACCACGUUGAGAAAGUUGACGAGAUCCAUGGCCUGCCCAAGAAGCAGGGAGUAGUGAUGGCCAAGCAGGAAACUGGGACUGCACCAUUGAUACUUGGCCGCAAGACCAGGUGGCAUUCAGUCAGAGUUUUUGUGUCUUCCACUUUCCGUGACAUGCAUGGUGAACGGGACCUGCUGAUCCGCUCUGUCUUUCCUGAAUUAAGGGCACGGGCAGCUCAGUUCUGCCUGGCAGUGGAAGACAUUGACCUGCGUUGGGGGAUCACGGAAUAUGAAAGCCAGCGGAACAGACAACUAGAACUCUGCUUGUCUGAAGUCUCUCAGAGUCAGCUGUUCAUUGGACUUCUUGGGGAACGUUAUGGUCAUAUCCCCAGGGAGUAUUCCUUACCAGAUGAACCCCAGUACGAAUGGAUAAAAACCUAUCCCACAGGCCGCUCCAUCACUGAACUGGAGGCGCUCCAAUUCUUAACUGGCUCAAAGGAUCCCACGGCAGCAUCCAGAGCAUUCUUCUACAUCCGAGAGCCAGACUUCCUUGGUUCUGUGCCAGAAGCAUGGAAAGCAGAUUUUUUGGCUGAGUCAGAUGAAACCAAGCACCAGGUGGCAGACCUGAAGGAGCGCAUUGAGAAGCAUGAAGGCCUGGCCUCACUCAGCAGAUACAUGUGCCAAUGGGGCGGAGUAGCCCAAGGCCGGCCUUAUGUCAAGGGCCUGGAGGAGUUUGGCACUAGAGUCUUGCAGGACAUUUGGGAAUGCCUAUGGCACCAGUUUAUACAGAAAGAGGACACGAUCCUUGCUGAUGACACGGAGGAGGAGGAGGAGGAAGACCAAAAUGUUCUGCAAGAAUCUUUCCAGGAGUUGCAGCAGAAGAGAUUCUGUGCCCGGGCCAAACUCCUCCAUGCGACAGCUGCCCAGCUGCAAGGUGGCAGGCUCUAUGUUGUAAGCAGUGAACCAGGCCAAGGGAAGACCGUCUUUUUGGCGGCCCUUGCUCAGGAGCUCCGAACAAAGACCCUGCCACAAGGAGAUGGACUUGCUCCCAGUUGCCAUGUUGUGACCCACUUCACAAGGGCCCGGCCCGAUCAGUCCGAAGCCCAUGUGGUGUUGAGCCGUCUUUGUGGCUUGCUGAGGAAGUUUCUGGAACAGCCUCCAACCCCUCCCAGAAGCUACAGAGGUCUGGUUGGUCAGUUUGAAUCUCUCCUACACUCUGUGGCUCAGUCACUGAAACGUGGUCGGUCUCUAGUCAUUUUGAUAGAUGGUGCUGACCUCAUCCAUGCAGCCAGUGGGCAACUGGUUUCUGAUUGGCUUCCUGAGCAGUUGCCCCAGCGAGUCAGCCUUGUUCUCAGCGUCUCAGAAGAAUCAGCUCUUCUUGGGUCUCUCAAACGAAGGAAAUAUGUGGCCUCCAUCUCUCUGGGACCUCUGGACCCCCCUGACCGAGCUGCUGUGGUCCGCAAAGACCUGGCCUUGUAUGGGAAAAAGUUGGAGGAGUCUGCUUUCAAUAACCAGAUGCGGCUUGUGCUUCUGAAACGUGGAUCCCGACAACCGCUGUACCUGACUCUGUUGACUCAGGAUUUGCGGCUCUUUGCUCUUUAUGAGAAGCUCUCCGAGAGGAUCCAGAAACUGCCGGUCUCUCUUCCUCUGUUGCUGCAGCACCUUUUGGGGUGCCUGGAGGAAGAUCAUGGGUCAGAGCAGGUUGCAAUCACCUUCAUAUCUCUCUGGGCCAGCAGAGACGGACUAACUGAGCGAGAUCUGUAUGGCAUCCUUGCUACUUGGAAAGAGCUGAACACAGCUGGCAUAACCUUUGAAGAAGCCAUUAUGGUUGGAAGGCAAAACCAAAGCUAUCCCGUCGGCCCCUUCCUUGACUUUCUGCGGAGCUUAAGAGGCUUGCUUGGUGCUUGUGGUUGCCCCUCAGAGAGCCCAGGUUCUCGCCUGCAUCUCUAUGGCAUUCCCUUGAGGACAGCAGUAGAGCGACGCUACCUGAAAAAACCAGGCCUGGACCGAACGGCUCAUGUGCUUUUGGCAGCUCAAUGGUGGAAGCUGGCAGAUCCAGAUGGUUCAAGGACUUUCCGGAACUGUGAGGCAGAGUCUUUGAUAGCACUUCCUUAUCACUUGGUCCAAAGUGGCCUCUUCGACAUCCUAGCCUCUUUCCUGACUGACCUGAGGGUUGUGAGCGCUCAUGUCCACCUGGGUCUCCUCCAUCGCCUCUCUGAAGCCUAUGCACUCUAUGAAACCACUGCUGGCUCAGAGCGUGAUGAGACAGUGGGCUUCUUCCAUGCCUUCCUCCAAAGAAACAUGGGCCUCCUUUCUCAGCAUCCUCUGCUGCUUCUACAGCAGGCAGCCAAUGAACCAGACUCCUUGGACCUCUGCUCCCAAGCCCAGGCUGCUCUCCAACGAAAUAAAAGGCCUUUCUUGAAAUGGAUCAACAAGCCUGAAAAAACUCAUAAGACCAACAGCCUCACUCUGACCUUACCUGCCACUCCAUCCUGUGUCUCAGUUUCUCCUUCUGGAAAGUUGGCUGCUGUGGGCACCUAUGAAGGAACUCUUCAUAUCUUGGAUGUGGAGACAGGACAGGAACUGAAAUCCUUGCUGAGUGCCUGCGAUGGAGUCUCAGCUUGUGCAUUCCCAUCAGAGACCACUGUUUGCCUUGGGGCUUUCAAUGGACGCUUGGAGCUUUGGAGUCUGAGAGAAGGAUGCAGGUUAAUGGGCAUGGAUGCACAUGGAGGCCAAGUUAUGGACUGUUGCACUAGUCCAGACCGUAGACUUCUAGCAACUGUGUCACUAGAUGGCUUUCUGAAGCUCUGGGACACUACCCACGGUCACCAGACGCGCAAACGAGACUGUCUGUGUCCUUUGAACUGUGUGACUUUUCACCCAAAGGGUCAGUUUGUGGCUACGGGAGGCUGGUAUAAAUCAGUCACUGUCUGGGAUGCCAGCGAUAUGAGCAAAAUCUCGGUGAUGAAAGGGCACGAUGCCUCCAUCCAGUCCAUUUCCUUCUCUUCUGCUGGGAACAUUUUAGCCGUUGGGUCCUUGGCUGGAUCUGUCCGUCUCUGGUCGUGGCGGGAGUCCAUCACUGUGGGCACCUUCUUGGCUCAUUCGGGCUCCAUCUCCACUGCUCUGUUCCUUUCAGGAGGACAACUUCUCACCACAGGAGAAGACUGUAAGGUCCAGCUUUGGGCAGGCCACCUGGGACAGUUCUGUGGCACUUUAGGAUCCACAUCUCUCUCCCCAGCUCUGUGUGCUGCACCAAGCCUUGACGGCAACCAGUUGGCAGUUGGGUACCAUUCAGAUGAUGUCUGGAUCUACAGAUACCCAUGGGAUGUCAGCAUUGGUCCAACUCACUGCCAAGCUAGUGGGGUGGCCAUCUGCAGCUUGGCAUGGCUGGACAGUGUCUUCUUGGUUGGGGGCAGGAAUGAUGGAUCCCUGUGUGUCUGGAAUACCACAGAAGUUCUCCCCUCUUGUCCUUGUCCACUGAGGGCCCAUGAAAAAACUGUGACAGGGUUGGCUGUUUUCAAGAUGCUGGUGGCCUCAACAUCAGAGGAUUUUACUGUCCAGCUGUGGCUUUCAGAAGGACUGAAACCUACCUCCGGCACUACAGACACCAGUGUUUCUCCACUUGCUGUCCUUCGGGGCCACACAGCAGGUGUGACUUGUUGUGCCUUCAGUCUUGAUGGCUGCUACCUUGCCACUGGAGGCAAAGACCGGGCCUUGUUUGUCUGGGAUGUGAAGGAUGCAUCACAGAAGAAGCCCACCGUCUGCUGCUCAUUGCCUUUCUGCCACCAGGACUGGAUCUCCAGUUGCACUUGGUCCGGUGACAUGUUGCUCUCUGGCUCCAAUGAUGGUACCGUUUGCCUCUGGGACCCCAAAACCAGUCAGCGCCUCCAGGAAUUUUUGGGUCACCAAAGCCCAGUCAGCGGCGUCACAAGUGAGAAGGAUCACGUGAUCUCUGUGGACAGGGAUGGGCUGCUGGUUGCGUGGGAUCUCCAAGGAGUGGAGAAAACCCGAUUCCUGGCUCACCCUGGACGGGCCAACUACUGCACAGGCUUCAACGAACCACGGGAGAAAGAAUUCACUCUGGCAGCAGCUGGCAAUGAUGGGACAGUGAAACUUUGGAAACCCCUGAGGAUGGAGCAACCCCAGGUCCUUUCUGGACAUUGUGCUGCUGUCUGUGGGUCAGCUGCUUCCCCAACGUCUUUCCUGACAAUAUCCAAAGACAACACCGUCCGUUUUUGGAGUCUUGGGAAAGACGAGAAGGAAGCGGGCACAAGAGACUUUCCAGCUCAUUCCGGGGCCAUCACAGCUUUGGCCUGGUCCCCAGGUGGUGAAUUGGCGGCAUCCGGCAGCGAACAUGGAGACCUGAUUAUCUGGCAUCAGGCUCAGGCUGCAGGGAAAACAAAGGUUGGCUCCUGUUACAUCAGUGUUUUGACUUUCACUUCUCCACGAACAAUCCUUGUGGCAGCUGAUAAAAUUAGUCUCUGGGAAAUUAAACCCAGGGGACAGCAAGGCGGAGGAGUCAGCCUGACACUCCGGAAAGUCCUGCGCCAAGCUGGGGAGGUGCUCUGCAUGGGAAUGCCAAGACCUCAUGGACCUUUGGUCUUUGGACUGGCUCAUGGUGGCCACCUGGUGCUGCAGCCAGGAGCUGAGGAUUUCCAGGAAACUCUGAGCAAGCAUGGAGCAGACGAUGAGGAGGUUCACUUGAGCUUUGACAUCUCUGCUUCCUCAGAGGAUGGCAUUCUUCAUGUCUGGGGCUCCAUGGACCGGCCUGCAUUGCUCAAGAUGAAAGUGACCGAGUCUGGAGAGCUGAAGAAAGUCCAGGAGUCAGAACUCAUACCUUGGAAACCCUACCAAAACUCAGGCUGGGUCACUGUUGCUCAUCUAGUUAAAGAUAAAUUCCUGAUCUAUGCAGAUUCGGAAGGAUCUCUCUGGACUCAGACCAGGCGGGAUGAAGAAGGGGUCCCUAGAUGGGGGAUUGAUGGCUGGUUGAGGAGAAAGAUCCACAGUGAUAAAAUCACAGCUCUGAAUAUUCUUGGAGACAGGAUUGUAACAGCAUCUCAUGAUCGGGAUGUGAAGAUUUGGGAAAACAAUACAAUGAAGCUGCUGGGCCAGUUUCGCUGCAAUGCCCCCGUUUCACAUCUCCAGCCUUGUCCAGACUCGCCAUUCCUCCUCUUGGCUGGGGACACAUUGGGCAACGUGUACUUUCUGGAGUGGAGCUGUCUCCGUGGUUGAGGCACCAUCUUGUCCCUUUCCAUUGCACACAAGGCCGCCAAUGCCUCUUUUAUGGCUUCUUGGGAAAUGGGAAUUUCACUGGAGGCAAGGGAUGCCUGGCAGAGGUUAUCUUGGCAGCCUUGGUUGAGUCAAACUGGUAUGGAUGAAAAAUAAACACUUGCUUGAAAACAAA